Emiliania huxleyi CCMP1516 is the source of this 156-nucleotide messenger RNA. RefSeq lists its product as hypothetical. NCBI's taxonomy places the organism in Eukaryota, Haptophyta, Isochrysidales, Noelaerhabdaceae. The record is from RefSeq and is a predicted model, not a curated record. The transcript has 2 exons. Bases 1 to 156 code for a protein of 51 amino acids.
AUGGCAGUCCACGCGUGCUUGUCGACGGUAUCGGGCGUUGAGGGCGGCGGCGCAAGCGGGUCUGGCGCAUCCAUCGCCACGAGCCUCGCGGCCGCGGUCGUGGCACACCUGGUGGCGGCUCUCGAGGCCGUCUCUACGGCGCUCGACGCCGUGUGA